AUGGUCACCAAGGGCACCUGGAACAGUUGGAGCAAGAGUUGGAAUGACAGCGAGAGGUGCAUGGAGAGAAACUUGAGGAACGAGAUAGAUCCAUUCAGCAAUGACAUUAUGAGGGAAAAAUUUCCAAGGAACUUUAAAAGCCCUGACAUAGAUCUCAACGAUGAAACCACUGACCCAAAGUAUCAUUUGAGUAAUUUUAAAAGUCGGAUGUACCUAGCCGACGCCUCUGAUGCUACUCGCUGCAAGACUUUCCCGACAACCUUGACAAAAGCAGUGAUGAAGUGGUUCGAUAGUCUUCCUUCGAGGUCGGUCACCAGUUUCGACGACCUCUGGCGAAAGUUCCUGAUGCGAUUCUCCAUCCAGAAGGACAAAGUAAAGCACGCACUAAGCCUCCUGGGAGUAAAACAGGAGGUCGGAGAACCUUUGAGAGACUACAUAGAGAGGUUCAAUAAAGCGCGCUUGGAGACCCAAGACCUGCCCACGGAGGCAGUGAUUAUGGGCCUAAUAAAUGGACUUCUAGAAGGUCCCUUCUCCCAAUCCAUAUCGAAAAGGCACUCGACCUCCCUAAGUGAUAUACAGGAGAGAGUUGAGAAGUACAUCAACAUGGAGGAAAACACCAGACUUCAAGAGCCGAGCUGGCGAUCUGGGCACUCUCACUCAUCAAAAGAGAAAGAAAGAGAGCCCAAGAAAAAAGAGGAAGUCGGCCCCGAAAGGCCUAAGAGAUAUCACUCUUAUACUCCUCUACGAGUUUCGCUAGUUGAUGUCUACAGGGAAACUUGCCAUACUAAAAGGCUACCACCCCCUAGGCCUAUCAAAAAUAAAAAGGGGGGGGGGUAG
Messenger RNA from Arachis ipaensis, 837 nucleotides. RefSeq lists its product as uncharacterized. The record is from RefSeq and is a predicted model, not a curated record. Lineage: Eukaryota; Viridiplantae; Streptophyta; Magnoliopsida; Fabales; Fabaceae.